UAUAUAAACUCGCCGGAAAGCGAUGCAUCACAUAUCAGCCCUCCCGCAUUUAUCACCGGUGCAUCAUGACGUCCGAGGUAGUGAAAAUUAAAAGUGAACGUAAUAAAGAUUUAAUAAUUAUACGGAACAGUAAAUUUUCCUUCCACAAAAAUUUGAAAUUCGAAAAGAAGCGGUGGUGUUGUGUCGUGAAAACGUGUAAGAGUUACAUAAAGACGGACAUCAGUGAAACACAAAUUCUGGAAGAGAAUGUAGUGUGUACCCAUGCGGUCCAUAGCGAUAGUGAAAUUUGUCGACAAAAAAUCAGGAACAGUUCAAAAAGGAAAGCUGAGAAGGACGCUUGUGACAGACCAUUGAAAUUAAUGCGUGAUGAAAUAAACAUACAUGAUUGCUGCGACGUUGCCGAUUUUUUUGGUCUAGGGAAUCAGGAUCCGGGAGGAAAUCAGGCGAUGAUUUGGUAGGAGAUAAUUCUAUGACAUGCUUAUCACCAUCAGAGCUCUGAGCUUUGAGCUUUGAGCUUUGAGUUUUAAGUUUUUAGUUUUGAGUUUGGCGAAGCUCCCCUCUCUCUAACCCACAUGUUCGAUUCUUUGAACUUUGACACGUACAGAGCAAACAUAUACAUAUAAACUCGCCGGAAAGCGAUGAAGUGAUUGUUAAGAUACCUCAUCUGUAACUCAGUUUUCGAAAGUAGUUUCAUGUACCAUUGAACAUUUUGGUAAGCCACGUAAAUUUGCCGAUGCUCAUAACGCCGCGUAUUCACUGUAAGCCCGAAGACUCUUAACUCUAAAUUCCGUUUUCUAAUGGUACAAGUUUCUUCUCUGAACACAGAAAAUUGUUCGUUCAAAUCUGAGUCCUGUCUAUCAAAAUUAGCAACAUUGGUAUUGGAUACUUCAGUUUGAAACAUGACUUUGAAACUAGACGACUUCUUGACAAAGAAAAAGGAGCCAGCACAAAUUUUGGAUUUGUCAAAAGCAACGGCCAAUAGCAAAGAGGAGUUGAGACGGCUUAUCGAGAAGAUUCCUGAGUACAAAAUAAAGCCAGAGAAGGUGAAACCAGACGAAAUCAAAAUUCGGGAGAAGGAUUUUAGCUUCAAAAUAACAAAGAAAGAGUUGAAACCGAAGAGAGAGUACGCCUUCCAGGACCCUACUCCUCCAGAAAUGAGAGAGAUCAAACUCGAAGAUUUGAGUUCCGUCAACAUUCCCUGGAAAAUGUUGACCUCGCUUCGCCCCAAAACCAAGCUUGAUGAGGAAUUUUACUCUAGGCUAGUGGAGCUGGGGAAGCUGGCGCUGAAGACGCGAGCCCGGGAGAAGCGGAUCCAGGACUCGGACUUCGUGCGGAAGAUGAAGAACCGGGCGGGGAUCGUGGAGACGCGGAUCCUGUCGUGCAAGGAGUGCUAUGAGGAGUUCUGCACCGGCGAGGCCUGCUGCGACUUUCUCUACGAGUCCUACCAGCGGGAGAACCGGGGCCCGGUCGCCGUCGACGAGAGCGGGCAGCCCGUCGAGAAGCAGGACGGCCGCGCGCGAGGCAGGGCCAAGAAGAAGCGCCGCCUCAAGAAGAAGCCCAAACCGAGGGCCAAGAGCACCAAGAGCUUGGACAGGGGCAAGACCAAGCUCAAGAGGGACAGCCCGCAGCGGCGCAGCAAGAGCUUGGACAAGCAGAGAUUUUUGAAAGACUCGCACGAUAGCAGCCAAGAAGCAAGGGGCAAGAGUGAAAGCAAAAGAAAGUCAAAUGCAUCCAAAAGCAAGAAAGGAAAAAGCCCAGGAGAGCGUCAAAAAAAAACAUCCAAAACGUUCAAAAAGAAAGUUACCAUGAACAUCGGUAGCGGCAAAGGGGUUUGAUACGAAACCCUCAUGAAAUCGAGGACGACCUCAAAAAUAAUGAUAUCAUGCAUAAUAUUAAUUUUCCUAAAAAAUCUGCUGAAUUCAGCUAUCGGUUCAUAAAAUAUUUAAAACGCUUGACUGCCAACUGUGCCAAUUGAAGGAGAGACGGAAGGUGGAACGGAUUCCUUCCCUUUUGCACUAAUGUAUCGUAUGUGCUGUACUUACUUUGAACGAAGAUUGUAUGCGUUCGUUCCUUUGAUUUCAAAAAUUUAUGGGAAUUACUGAGGUAAAUAUUUUGUACCAUUUUUACUUUUGUUCAUUAAUUCAACGAGAUAUUUUUUAAUCUAAUCUGAAAAGUCCUUGUUCUACUGAACGAUUUUAACACUCUUUUGAAUUUUAAAUACUGUUAAUCUUCGAGCGCAGUAUUCGAAGUAUUGCUACAUUUACUCUAAGUUCAUGUAUGAUUUUUGUAAUAAAAAAAUGAAAGUAAUGGUUACUUGGGUUAUUAGUUAGAUAGUUAGUUAGAUAUAGUAGUGAUUAGUUUCAAGAAUAUUUUUCAACUUUUUUCAUCACAUGUUUUUUUUAUGAUUCAUGAGCACAGUAAAGGAAUACUUCUUCGAUUUUGCAACACUUAAAUUCACGGUGCUGUGCUAUUAGCUGACUUAAGAGACUUUGUUUUCUGUAUCUUUCGUCUGUGUCAUUUCACUCUUUCUACUUUAGUUCCCUCUUCUUUGGUAUUCCACGUACAUAAAUUGCCUUUGAAAACUGUGAA
Messenger RNA from Bemisia tabaci, 2589 nucleotides. RefSeq lists its product as uncharacterized. NCBI's taxonomy places the organism in Eukaryota, Metazoa, Arthropoda, Insecta, Hemiptera, Aleyrodidae. The record is from RefSeq and is a predicted model, not a curated record.